AUGAAUGGUACAACGGAUAGUCAUGAUAUGUCAACCAGCUAUUAUAUUGGUAAUAAUCCAAUUAAAACAUCUUCUAAUGAUCAAUAUCCUUCUACAUUUACACCAAAUGUUCAUAUGAAUCAAUCAUGUUUAUCUACUAAACGUAAUAAUAUUAAUUCUGAACAAACAUUUAAACCAUUACCAAUAAAACCAAAUAAUUUUUCUCAACAUGAUAAUAAUAAUAAUAAUAUACAAAAACAACAACCAUCAACUAAUCUAAGUGUAUAUAAUUUUGAAAAUGAUGCAUUAUCUUCAACAGCAUAUUAUGAUCAUAUUCAUGCUCAAGUUCGAACAAAUAUUCCUAUAUUUCAACAUAACAAUUCUACAUCAACAAAUACAACUAAUUCAACAAUGCAUCAUCAACAUAAUAAUUCAUUAUCACCAGAUCCAUCUAGACAACCAACACCUGCCAUACCUCAUGGUCAAACGGAAUCAACCUUUUUAGUUAUACCAGCAGCUAAAACAAAUGGACAAACAACUAUACUUCAACCACCAAUAUCAACUCCAUCAACAUUUACUCCAAUACCAAUGUUUGAUUAUUCAUUAUCUAAUCAAGUAACAAGUGAUGAUGAUCCACCACUUGAUUAUCUACAUUAUUCAAUGGAUUCACUUAUUCGACGAUUAGUACCUACUGAUUCUUAUAUUCCAAAGCAAUCAUUUAUUUAUCCAAUGCUUUUAUGUUCACGAAUGAAUAUUCGACCAAGUUUGUUAUUUAAUCAUUUAGCACGUUUAACAAUAAAAUCAGUAGUUAAUUUAACAUUCGAUCAAAGUAUUCGAACAAUGAAUAAUUUUCUUUAUGUUUUAUCACAAUGGACACGAACAUUUCCAUAUGAUUUUCGUAAUAGUGAAAUGAUGUCACAAAUUGAAGAUCUUUUUAAAAAAAUAACUUCUUUUGAAUCAACUUUUCAAUCAGAUGUACAUUAUAUUUACAAAAAACUUCGUUCAAAACUUAAAGCAUUAGAUAAUUAUGAAGAAUAUAUUCGACAAUUAAAUAAAAAAGCAAUGACUAGUCUAAAUCAAUCAGCAUUAGUUACGGACAUUAUAAAUGAAUGUUCAACACCAAUAUUAUUUGCUCAACAAUUAACUCAUAUUGAACUGGAUAGAUUAAAACCAGUUGGUGCUGAAGAAUUAAUACAAUAUUUUAUAAUGAAAUUAGCAUCUGAAGAAGUUCGUGCACAUCCAAAUAAAAUGCAUCAAGUUGAAUCAUCAUUAAAUGAUAUUGAUAAUUCAAAUAAUAAAUCUAAAAAUUUAAUACAUGAUAAAAAAUUAACAUUUUGUCUUGAAGCUUAUAUACAAUGGUUUAAUCGGUUAACAUUUUUUAUUACAACGGAAAUUGUUAAACAUACACAAAGACGUUCACGUGUACGAUUAAUUAAUUAUUUUAUUGAUGCUGCUUAUGAAUGUUUUCGUAUACAAAAUUUUAAUUCUAUGAUUGGAAUACUUGGUGGUUUAAAUAUGCAACCUAUAAGACGAUUAAAAAGAACUUGGGGAAAAGUUCAAAUGGAAAAAUUUCAACAACUUGAGCAAUAUAUAAAUGUAUCAAAAAAUUUUGCUACAUAUCGUCUUACACUUAAAGUAGCUAUGGAAGAAGCAGAAAAAUAUGGUUGGAAAACAGACAAAAUUGUUAUACCAUUUACUAGUAUUGUUUUACAAGAUGUUUAUUUUAUAAAAACACACAGUAAAGAUUAUACAACAGCUGGUGGAAUUAAUUUAAAGAAAUAUUAUUCAAUGGCUAAAUUUAUUUCUGAAGAAUUUUUAUUAAUUGUUUUUUUUUGUAUAGCUCUAAUGCUUGCUUCAUUUGCAUGUGAACCACCAGCAAGUAUCGGUGAAAAAGAAAAACAUAGAUCAUUACAGUAA
Messenger RNA from Rotaria sp. Silwood2, 1896 nucleotides. The record is from the annotation of a GenBank genome assembly. Lineage: Eukaryota; Metazoa; Rotifera; Eurotatoria; Philodinida; Philodinidae.